GGUUUUUUUGGGUGGGGGGUCCUUAACUCGGAGCUGCCAUGCCCAUGCUGGAAGAGGUGGCCAACGUGGCGCUCCGCGUGCCCAGCAUCGCCCUGCUGGACCUCCUGUACCGGUGGGAUGUUCAGGCCUUUGCAGAGCUGCUGUUGCACCCGAGGAGGCCGGAGGGGACCUACCUGUGGCGACAUCACCUGUGGAACGCCUAUUACGCAGGUCACUUGGUGUGUGUGGUGGUUUUGCUGCUCCCAGUCCGGAUGCUUGUGAAGUUGUAUCUCUACAUCCUGACAGCGUUGCUGCUGUAUGUAAGCCACCAGACGGCCCGAGACUACAUCCGCCACGAGAUGGAGCGGGAUUUCCAUGGCGCUGUGUACAACGACCCCGUGGCCCUUAGCCACUUCGCCACGGCACUCACAGGUCAAGUCAUCGUUGCCACCCUCUGCGCCCUCCUGCUGAAGACCAAGCGGGUGUGGCUCUUCGGGGCUCCACUCCUCCCUCUGGCCGCCCGCCUGUGCUGCCUCCCGCUUUGGGGCUUGCCCGCCGUGAACAGCGUCGCCACAGCUCUCACCGUGAUGGAGGCUCUCUACGUUGUGGCCUCCUGCCUGGUGGUUCCUCUCCAAUGGGCAACGGUCGCCUGCCGGGAGGUUGCUCAGGUACUGGAGGUGUAUCGCCUGGUGGCGCUGGCGAUGUCCCUUUGGCGGCAGCUGGCUGUCCCGCUCUUGUUCCUGGUCUUCUGGCUGGCGCUGUUCACGCUGCAGAUCUGUGCCCUGGUUUCUUCUUCCUCUGGCAACCCUUUGCCCCAGCAAGGCUUGGUCUUCAUCUUCCUCAGCAGUGUGGCCGAAUGUUGCAGCACCCCAUACUCCCUCAUUGGGCUCACCUUCACUGUCUCCUACCUGGCCCUGGGCCUCCUCAAACUCUGCAAGUUCUACCUGGCAGGUUACAGCGCUUUCCAGGAUGGCAACGUGAUGCACAGGGGUGUGACGGAGGGUGUAACCUUACUGCUGCUUGCCCUCCAAACCGGUCUACUUGGGUUGCAGCUCCUGGAAAGAACAUUUCUUCUCAGCAUCAUCCUCUUCAUCGUGGUGACGUCCACCCUGCAGUCCAUGAUCGAAAUAGCCGACCCCAUUGUCUUGGGCCUGGGGGCUACGCGGAACAGGAGUUUCUGGAAGCACUUCCGGGGAAUCAGCAUGUGCCUCUUCCUCCUGGUCUUCCCGGGCUUCAUGGCGUACAAGAUCGCUCACUUCUUCCACAUGGACUUCUGGCUCCUGAUCCUCGUCUCCAGCUGCAUGCUGACCUCCCUGCAGGUGAUGGGGACCCUAUUCAUCUACACCCUGUUCAUGAUCGAGCUCUUCCAGGACACCCCGAUGGAGAAGAUGGACGAGAUUGUCUACUACAUCAACGCCAUCAGCCGCGUCCUGGAGUUCUUGGUGGCCGUCUGCGUGGUGGCCUACGGAACCUGGGAGUCCAUCUUUGGCGAGUGGAGCUGGCUGGGGGCCUCCGUCAUCAUCAUCCACUGCUACUUCAACGUCUGGCUGAGGGCCCACUCCGGGUGGAAGAGCUUCCUGCUCCGCCGAGAGGCGGCCAAGAAAAUCAGCUUGCUGCCAAGGGCCACCAGCAGGCAACUCUUGGACCACAAUGACGUCUGCGCCAUUUGCUUCCAGGAGAUGACCCUGGCCGUCGUCGUGCCGUGCGGCCACUUCUUCCACGACGGCUGCCUGCGCAAGUGGUUUUUCGUGCAGGACACAUGCCCCCUCUGCCACCAGCAGGUCAGGCUCGAGGAUCGCGCACGACAAGCGGAGCCCGUGGCGGGGAGGGAGGAGGCUUCCAGGAGCACAGAGCCCACUGUUGUCGACCGCACAGUGCGCCCCGGUGGGGACAGGACUGCGGAGGCCGGCGAAGCUGGUGGGACAGAACAACAAAUCACGCUUUCUGGACACCCCGCUGGGGAAGGCCAGCAGACGUUCGACAGCUCGGGAGAGAGCGUUCCCGGAUAUGACGCACCCCAGAGGGACCUGGGCCUGCCCACCUCCGCAGGAAAUGGCAGCCAAGCGCUGGAUCUCCCCAUUCCCGAAGUGCCGCCAGGGGACUGGUGCCACAGCUCAGGAGAGCCCAUGGCCCCAGAGCGGGAUGUUCCUGGGUGCGUCUCUCUGGGAAGAGAGCCUGACUUAGCCAGCAAACCAGGAAACGGCUGUCCUCGGCUCUUAGCUGCUCCGGGAAUCCCAGCUGAGGGUCGCCUGGAGGGGGAGCCCCCAAGCCCAGUGGCGGCCUCCCCUGUUGCAUCAGCAGAGGACACACUGGAGAUCUCAGCCAGGAAGCUCCUACAGCAGGGUGACGCCAGAGGGGAGAGCCUAAGCCCAUUGAUUCAUUUCGACGGCAAAGCUGAGCUCGGCCCUGGUCUUUCCACCGCCUUCUCCCCUCCCUAGCUCUUUGCUCUCCCGUGCCGUUUCCCUUUUCCAUAGCCUGGGAACCCGAUGCGCCGAACAGCUUCUCCUACACCCAGGGAAGCAGGCCGCCCCAGCCGAGUUAGAGCAAGCACAGUCUGUGCUGCAUCUAGCAAAGAGCGCUUUAUCUGGAGCCGGGGAAACUCAAGUCCCGCCUCUUCUCUGAGGAGUGCUGAAGGACUUCCACUCUGCAGGCUAGACCUUCUAUACCAGCAAGGCGGUGCCAUACGUCUUAUUCUUCUAACCAGAGGCGCGAGGGCAUUGCCCCAAACACCGGCCGCUGCUGUAGUUUAAAAGUUUCAGCGCUGGCCGCAACACAGAGACACGACCCGGCAGAAUGGCAGAUUCGGAGAUGAAUGCUCUUAUCCAAGAUGGCGGCAGCCUCGUUCCAAAAUGGCUGCAGGGUCUCCGUGUCUGCCUCCUUACCUAUGCAUCCACCCGCUGCUUGCCUAUAAUCUCUGGCAAGCGUGUGAAACGGGGAAGGUUUGGACUUCUGCCCAAGCGACGGGUCCUUGCAGGUUUUCCCCCGGGUCGGCCUAGAACGUUUGAUGGGCCAGGGAGCCCCUUCCGGGGAUCUGGGCCACCAGCAAACCUUUGUGGCUUUGGUGUCCUGCCCCAUCAUUGACCGUUUUAUUUUUAUUUUUUGCGUAGAGGUGAUUACAUCGCGGGGCAGGUGAAUCAAACAGCUGUGGACAGUGGGAGACCUUUGCUUGCAAGUUAAAUAAACAAAUCAAAUGGA
This is a messenger RNA of Podarcis raffonei (Aeolian wall lizard), 3174 nucleotides long. Its product is annotated as RING finger protein 145-like. The transcript is spliced from 10 exons. NCBI's taxonomy places the organism in Eukaryota, Metazoa, Chordata, Lepidosauria, Squamata, Lacertidae. The record is from RefSeq and is a predicted model, not a curated record. Gene Ontology annotation, cellular component: endomembrane system; endoplasmic reticulum. Gene Ontology annotation, molecular function: ubiquitin protein ligase activity; zinc ion binding. Bases 39 to 2417 code for a protein of 792 amino acids.